This is a messenger RNA of Umbelopsis ramanniana AG, 3217 nucleotides long. RefSeq lists its product as uncharacterized. Gene Ontology annotation, biological process: calcium ion transmembrane transport; intracellular calcium ion homeostasis. Gene Ontology annotation, cellular component: endomembrane system; membrane. Bases 212 to 3049 code for a protein of 945 amino acids. The record is from RefSeq and is a predicted model, not a curated record. NCBI's taxonomy places the organism in Eukaryota, Fungi, Mucoromycota, Umbelopsidomycetes, Umbelopsidales, Umbelopsidaceae. The transcript has 10 exons. Gene Ontology annotation, molecular function: calcium:proton antiporter activity.
GGCACACCACGUAUCGCCGGUACUUUCUGCCAUUUAUUUGCUUCAAGAACUUCACCAUGCGAUGUCGCUUGCCUGGAUUUCUUCACCCAACGUUAUGCCAUGACAUGACCUUGCAGCUCCCGAAAAGGCAACUCGCAGCUCACUGGGUCACACACACCCCGUGGUUAUUUGGGCACGUGACCUUCAGCGGUUCUCCUGCCGCUGGGGUCGGAUGCUAAAAUGCUGGCAGUCAGGUUCUGACAUGGACCAUUCUGCGAAUCACGACCGUUCGCAAAGAACCAUGUCCGGUCGAACACCCCAACAUGCUAUGAGUUCCUCUUCUCUACACCACACAAGAAGGCCAUCGGCACGCCGUCGUACCUCUUCAACCCGUCAACAUUCUCGUCAAAGUAGUUCGUCCAACCUGGUGACCUCCGGUCGCAAACAGCUGAAGCGAUCCCAGUCGUCCAAGCAUCAUACCGCCCGACACUCUGGAGCCUCGUCUUCUUUUGAUUCAAACGAUGAAGAAAGUCACACGGAUGAUAGUAAACGAUACAGACCAUCUACUUCCCGAAGGCAUAGUAAGGACGAUGAUAUCAGCAACCAUGAAAAUGAUGAGAACGAUGAAAGUAUACCUGAACAAGAGGAGGAGGAGGAAGAAGAAGAACGAGACGAUGACAGCGAUAGAGAGAUGACGUUGAAGGAUAGACAAGAUGCUAUGAAUAAAUCCCAUCCUUUCGGUUUGCCUAUAUGGAAGCCAGCAUUAUACAAGAAAUCACGCUCUGUGGUGCGUAGAGCCAACAGCGCUCUUCAUUCUGCACCCACCACCACACCGGAACUAUUUCUCUACCCUGGUAAUAUUCUAUGGGCCAUUGUAUUUGGAUGGUGGCUGGCGCUUGUUAUGCAUAUACUCUCCUUGUUAGUAUUACUUGUGCCACCAGAUGGUUACAAGUAUGCUUCAGUUCUACGUGGUCUAGCAAAUUAUCUGUUUUGGCCUUUUGGAAAAUAUGUACAACGAUUGGUCGACAUUGAACCCGAGUCCUUGUCCAACUACGACAAUCGCCAGCUUUCAGAAGACAGUCAAGGUGAUUCGGAUAUGGAUGAGGAUCUGGGUCUGAUUAGUGGACGCCGUCACAAACGCAAGAACCGUUUAGAGACAUUCAAAGACAAUACAAAAGAACUCUUGUCACUUGGUCCCGGUGGUUGGGCAUUUUACUUCUUGUUUUACACAAUUCUUGCUCCUCUCCAACUCUUCGUGUCGGCAAUUUGCUGGGGGUGUGUUAUUACCAUCCCCAUGGCAAAGUUGACCUAUGUUCUAACCCGGCAUCUCCGAAAACAUCCCCUCAGUUUGCGAUUUAAAUCAAGCGGCUCAACCCUUAUGCCAUCCUCGUCUUCGUUUAACAAACGAACAGUUAUUCUACUGUGCACCUAUCAAGCUAUCGGAUUACAGUAUUAUAAGUAUACCUAUGAUGGAAUCAACAUUAUCUUCAUCAACUUGCUACCCGUGGCUUUCUUCGUCAUCUUUGACGAAAACGUCCUUCACGAAAGAUUUCCAAACGCUUGGUUCACCAGUGCUUCGUUUGUGUUCAUGCUGGGUCUGGGCUCUGUCAUUCCCCUGUCGUACUUCAUUGGAAUGGCUGUCAGUUCCAUUUCUGCACAGUCAAGUAUGGGACUGGGCGCGGUGAUCAAUGCUACAUUCGGUUCCAUCAUCGAAAUUAUCCUGUACAGUGUCGCUUUGAUGCGAGGUAAAAGCGCCUUGGUGGAAGGGUCUCUGAUUGGAAGUUUUCUUGCUGGUGUUUUGUUAAUGCCAGGGUGCUCUAUGUUAAGUGGAGCGGUGAAGCGCAAAGAGCAAAAGUUCAAUGCUAAGAGCGCAGGAGUCACUUCAACUAUGUUGAUUAUGGCCAUUAUUGCUGCGCUGACACCUACUCUGUUUUAUCAAAUGUAUGGAAGUUUUGAACUUCGAUGCACCGGUUGUCCCGAAUCACCACAAAAUGAUGUAUUUGCUUGUUCAAGAUGUUAUUAUGACCAGAUGAACCCUGCCAUGGAUCCUGUGUACCAGAACAGCGUCAAGCCACUGAUGUGGUUGUGUGCCUUAGUCCUUCCCACUGCAUACUUCAUUGCUCUCGUUUUCAGUUUACACACGCAUGCUGACAUGGUGUGGUCCAGUUCUCACGCACAGCACGGCAAUGAAGAUUCCAAUUACCGCAAACUUCUUCCUACUCAUAUCAUCUCCCAACUCGUUCAUCUCAGUCACAACCAGUCUCAAACCGACCUGCGCAAUGGUCAAGUCAACUCGACUGGUGAUCCAUCCACUGCCUUCAAUCUUCCCUACAAUACUUCCCAUGUUGCUGUGGUUACUACCAAUCCUUUGCGAUCUGGUAGCUUGGAUGAAAAUCGGAAUGAUAUCACGGCCGAGAAUCUUAACGAAAACCUGGCCCAGAGUAUUCCAUCCUCUGUUCCACCAGUCACAUGGGUACAUGCAAGAGAACCUGAGGAAGAUGAGGACGAAGAGGCAGCUGGACAUGAUUCUCCUAACUGGAGCAAAUCAAAGUCAUUCACUAUUUUAUUCGGAUGUACGUUAUUGUACAGUCUUAUUGCUGAGAUAUUAGUAGACACCGUCGAUACUGUGAUGGACUCAUUGGCUAUUGACGAAAAGUUUUUGGGUUUGACUUUAUUUGCAUUGGUACCAAAUAUCACAGAGUUUAUGAACGCCAUUUCUUUUGCAUUGAAUGGAAACAUUGUUUUGUCGCUUGAAAUUGGUUCUGCAUAUGCUCUGCAGGUCUGUCUCAUCCAGAUCCCUGCCAUGGUUGGCUUUUCCCUGUGGUACAAUUGGGGCAUGAUGGAUGUAUCUCAAUAUACUUUCACCCUGGUAUUCCCAAGAUGGGAUGCUAUAUGUGUUAUAUUUUCUGUGUUUUUGUUAACAUACACAUAUCAAGAAGGAAAAAGUAACUAUUUCAAAGGAUCGAUAUUGAUCCUCAGCUACUUUGUAUUGAUGGCUGGCUUCUACUUGACUCCUCCAUCCGCUUCCCAUAGCGUUUUAGACGGAAGUCCUACGCUUAUGAGAUCCUAGAAAAGAACUCUUCCCAUCCCAUUUUGAUGCAACACAAAUUCUGUAGAAAAGAAUACAAAUUCAAAUAAUUAAAUCAAAACACCAUAGGGUUAAAAAUGCAUUUAGCAGGAACCUCCUGGCUUUUGCUAAAUAUGCGCGUCUUGUCAAUCAAUCAAACCUCUCUCCUUG